Pocillopora meandrina is the source of this 7334-nucleotide messenger RNA. The record is from the annotation of a GenBank genome assembly. Lineage: Eukaryota; Metazoa; Cnidaria; Anthozoa; Scleractinia; Pocilloporidae.
UUUUUCAGGCGUGGUAUCUGUAACAGGAGGUUCGUUAAUAUUUUUAUUUGAUAAUCUAGUUACCGAUACUGAUAUUAAUCUACAUUGGCUAGUUUAAGGGUUGCUUAUGGUUCAAUGGAGAUAAUAUUUAGAAUAUAGCAUAAUCCCUGAUGAUGGUAUGGAGCGCUUUUGAUUGAUUUUCGUUAAAAAAAAAAUCAAAGUAAUCACAACGGCCAGGUAGUGAUUCGUUUUAGUUUUGCAUCUGAUUGGUUGAGAUUGGCCCGAGUUUUUUUUUUUAUACCAAUCGACAGAGCAAAGUGAAGCACUGAACAAAGCACACCGGGGUAGUUUCGAUACUCAAUUGAAAAUUACUCCAAUAUCUGUGAAUUUCGAUUGUGGCCCAACUUUAUUUUUCCCCGCAAGGUACAAUGUAACAAGUGACAGUAAGUGUUUCUUCAACAUUGUUUCCAGUUAAGAUCCUAGAAGUACAAUCAUAGAUCCAUGGAUGGGCAUCCUAUAGUCAAACAGCCUAAGCCUUAAAAGCCUCAAUAUUUAGUCACUAAUAAGUUAAACACUCAUUUUUAUUCCUAAAAUAAGAUGAUAGGUGCCGCAAACAGAAUAUGGAUGUAGCGAUUUUCGGUGACAUAUCAAGGAGUAUGAGGAAGCAACACCGCAAACAGAUGAUCAGCUUUAUUGAAGGGUUACUUGACAAAACUCUUGUUUCCGCCGACGGAAAUCAUGUUGCUCUUGGCACAUUUGGAGAUUCUGCUGAUGUUGCUAUCAUGUUUAACGAAGAGGUAUUCCAAGAUACAAGCAAUCUGAAGGAGGCUGCAAAAGCAAUGUUCAUGGUUAGGCCAAAGUUAGUUGGAACUCGUACAGAUCUUGCUUUGGACCUGGCUAGCAAGAAAGUGUUUACAGCAGCUGGAGGGGACAGACCCGAAGCCAAGAACAUCUUACUUGUCGUAACUGAUGGAAAACCUUACAUCAGAAAGAAAGACAAGAAACCAUUUAUUCCUUUUGAAACGUCAACGAAAGCGUUGGAGGUAAUAAAGAGACGGAUUUAUACCGGGAAAAAAAUACUCAUUUUAUAGAGUUCUCUUGGAUGAUAUGGCCUUUCCGCUCAAAUAAAAAAAUAACAGUCUCGUAACUUCAUAUACUGUGAAUUUAUAAGAAGUCUUUUUCGGUCAAACGAGGUGUUUAAGUUUUUUUACCGUUCUGGUACGUUUGGUGGAGAAAAGAAAAAAUGUGAAUAUUUUUAGGUUAUCUUGUUUUUAUUUCCACAAUGAGAUCUCACGUAAAGUAUGUAUCAAACUAACUGACUGUCUACUUAACUGUGAGACUGCAUGUUUGUUUUGUAUUAGGCUGAAGGUGUUCUCGUCGUCGUUGUUGGGGUUGGUCCAGCUGUGGAAAAUGAAAAGGAGAAAAUGGAAGAGGUUGCUGGUGAAAAAGGCAUUGCUCUUUUGGUCCCGAGCUUUGACAUACUAAGCGAUCAUUUAGACGAGGUCUUAGAACUUUAUUGUGGUAAGUUCAGGUUGCAACACAUUAUAUCACUAGUAACCGAUAAUUUCAAUGUUGACGAUAAGAGAGCAUAAUAUGUAGAUACCAUAUCGUAAGAACCGAACUUAUGGCUUUAUAAACAUCAGUGGAUUCUAAUAAGUCCUAAUUUCAAAGUGUUGGUCUUCAAGAAUUCCUAGCUAUUUGGCGUAAAUGAAUACUUAUGGGGCUUCACCUCAUAGGCGCUAAACCCUACAUUAUUGUGUUCACGGCCGCUUAAACUGUUAGAUUUUAGCCCCCUCCAAUAAAAAACAAUUGACUUGACUUUGUUCAAAAUAGAGUUAUUAAUGAAAGGAACGUUUAACUGCACCAUCAAUUAGAUAUACAACCCACGAAUUCAUCACUAAUGGAGAACAAAACAACGAAUUCAGGACUUCUUUCCUUUAAGAAGACCUAAGUCAGACUGAAUUAGAAUUUUUUGGAAAACAACAGUUUUAUGCUGUAUCUCAGGCGCAGGAUCUUUUUUCUUUCAUUUGUUUUGUUUAUUUUUUCCAAUAUCACGAUCACAUUAAUAUUCACGGCUAAACGAUUUUUAUCCAAGAGACAGUUUCACUUCUAUCAAAUUUUCUUUCAAUAAUAAUAAGAACCUGUACCAAUCCCCUGCCAAGGUGUGCAGAUGAGUGAACAUUUUUUUUCUUUUUGGUGGUUUAGCAAUUGACGGCAAGUACACCGAGUGGAAGGAGUCUGACUGCAGUGUGACGUGUGGAGGAGGAGUAAUGACACUUACAAGAACCUGUACCAAUCCUCCGCCGUCUAAUGGUGGAAAGGACUGCAGUGAACUGGGACCGGCUGAAAAGACACUUGCAUGCAACGAACAAGAAUGCCGUAAGCUGAUAUAGCAAUUAAUUAAUGUCUUUAAGCGAUGGGUAUACUUUCUUCAAUGUACUUUGUGAUAAGAUCCAUCUUCAAUUACUUCAUAAUUUGCAUAAGUUGCGGAUUUGUAAGCAAUACUUUUUACACGAGGCGUGAUUGGGCGAUUGUUUUUCCCUUGUGAAUCAUGAUUUAAUUUUAUUUGAAUUUAUGAAUAGUGAUUAGAGAUGAUAAGAUCUUUUCAUGUCUGCUUGAACGAAAUUUUUUAAGUUAAACGUCACCCGCGAAUUAGAAGCUGAAUCAAACGUGAUUCGGGAACCAUUUUGUUUUGCACGAUAAAUUUCCGGCCUUUAUAUUGUUAUGAAAAUUUACGUAUUGUUCUCGAACGGCUCUGGUGAGCUUUUGACUCGGGAUGGACUUAAUACUCAUCAAAAAAAGUUCUAAAAAGGACCACUAAUAGUUCUUGAACAAAUAAGAUAAGACAUUACGUCAUUUUUUUGUCGCGUAAGACUGGUCGGCAAGAAUAGAAAAAAGCAAAGUAUUAAUUCAACGUGAAUAUCUUGAAUUUCGCGUGAACGUGACAGAGUUUUGAACAUUACUUGUAAUGUGUGAAAAGGCGAAAUAGUAUUUCGUGACUGAGUUUCUCAAAGGGGUAUAGGGGUGGAGGGUCCCAUAUUGGUUGGACGAAAAAGGUACACAAACUCCUCGGUUUGAGUCGCUGUUUUAGUCUCGAUUUCUGACUCCGAAUCUAUUGUUGAAUCGCAUUCAAAUUUAAUAUCUUUUACUUUCUGCCCUUGCUCAAUCAUUUUCUGUUUCAGUUAUCUUCUUCUCUUGCUUUCUGACGCUCGAGCUCUUUAUCGUUUGCGAGUUCCCUCAUUGCUCUUAGAACCCUAUCUCUGUAGUCUAGUUUGGCCGCUUAUCUCAAACUGGACAAGCGUUUUUUUCCUGAAGGACGUUUGUUGUGGCUAAGAUGUAGGUAUGAUGUCCAGCCGGGAUCCGUUCUUUUUAAAAUUGAAAAACAUUCUGUUUUAAUGGUUUAGCAAUUGAUGGCAAAUACACCGAAUGGAAGGAGUCUGAGUGCAGUGCGACUUGAUGACAACUACAUUAAGUGGACUUAAGUGGAGCACUUACUUAAGGACAAAGAGAUUUGAUUCUAAAACCAAGUUAUCAAUUCCAUGUUUAUGGCAGGUUGUGCAUAAGGGUGAAAAGUAUUUCUUUUCUAUGGUUUAGCAAUUGAUGGCGGAUACACCGAAUGGAAGGAGUCAGAGUGCAGUGCGACAUGUGGAGGAGGAGUAAUAACUAAAACAAGAACUUGUACCAAUCCUGCUCCACAACACGGUGGAAAGGACUGCAGUGAACUGGGACCAGCUGAAAUGACACUUUCCUGCAACGAGCAAGAAUGCCGUAAGCUGAUAUAGAAAUUUGUGUCUUUAAGCGACGAUUAUACUUUCUUUAAUGUACAUCACUAAAUGAUGUUUUAAUGGUUUAGCAAUUGAUGGCGGAUACACUGAAUGGGAGGAGUCUGAGUGCAGUGCGACAUGUGGAGGAGGAGUAAUAACUAAAACAAGAACUUGCACCAAUCCUGCUCCACAACACGGUGGAAAGGACUGUAGUGAACUGGGACCAGCUGAAAUGACACUUUCCUGCAACGAGCAAGAAUGCCGUAAGCUGAUAUAGAAAUUUGUGUCUUUAAGCGACGAUUAUGCUUUCUUUAAUGUACAUCACUAAAUGAUGUUUUAAUGGUUUAGCAAUUGAUGGCGGAUACACUGAAUGGGAGGAGUCUGAGUGCAGUGCGACAUGUGGAGGAGGAGUAAUAACUAAAACAAGAACUUGCACCAAUCCUGCUCCACAACACGGUGGAAAGGACUGCAGUGAACUGGGACCAGCUGAAAUAACACUUUCAUGCAACGAAGAAUCAUGCGGUGAGCACAAACAAUCAUUUUUCAACCACAUCCUUAAGCUCUUGAGAAGGCUAAGAGAAAGCGAUAGCAAAGUACAACGAAUAAAAGUGCUGAAAUAAGAUUUGCUGCCCUGGUUCUAGGCAAUGUAUGGUAACUGAAAAUUCACGUUACAGGUCAAUUAAAAACUUUUGAAGAGUUUUUUUUUCUUCACGGUUUAGCAAUUGAUGGCAACUACAGUGGACCUGUGAGCACUUAAUUAAGGACAAAUAGAUUUGAUUCUAAAACCAAGUUAUCAAUUCCAUUUUUAUGGCAGGUUGUGCAUAAGGGUGAAAAGUAUUUCUUUUUUAUGAUUUAGCAAUUGAUGGCGGAUACACCGAAUGGCAGGAGUCUGAGUGCAGUGCGACAUGUGGAGGAGGAGUAAUAACUAAAACAAGAACUUGUACCAAUCCUGCUCCACAACACGGUGGAAAGGACUGCAGUGAACUGGGACCAGCUGAAAUGACACUUUCCUGCAACGAACAACCUUGCCGUAAGUAUCUGUAGUGUGAAGUUAUCUGGAUGUUUUGCAGCGAUAGUUGUCAUCAGUACUGCACUCUGUUUUGAGGAACCUGAAGCAGUAAGAGCAUUUGUGUCUUUAGGCGACGAUUAUGCUUUCUUUAAUGUACAUCACUAAAGAUGUUUUUAUGGUUUAGCAAUUGAUGGCGGAUACACCGAAUGGGAGGAGUCUGAGUGCAGUGCGACAUGUGGAGGAGGAGUAAUAACUAAAACAAGAACUUGCACCAAUCCUGCUCCACAACACGGUGGAAAGGACUGCAGUGAACUGGGACCAGCUGAAAUGACACUUUCAUGUAACGAACAACUUUGCCGUAAGUAUCUGUAGUGUGAAGUUAUCUGGAUGUUUUGCAGCGAUAGUUGUCAUCAGUACUGCACUCUGUUUUGAGGAACCUGAAGCAGUAAGAGCAUUGAAGAAAAUUAUUAACAAACUGGGACACAGACUGCGUUAUAUGAUUGUUUACACAAGUGGAUCGCGAGACUGACGAUAAAUAUAAAAUACAUGGUUUUAACUUUUAAAUUGAUUGCUCGUUGCACCAGUCCUGCCUAGGCAUGCAUGUCCUAAUUCUUGUUUUUUCUACCCUGGAAACUUCAAAGCUCAUUUAAAAACAUAAAUUUUAUGCUUUAAUGAAUGCUGUGAAAAUUUAGUGAAAUUGGAACCAUGAAAUGAAUUUCUCAGUAAUCUAGUUCCUUGUUGCCGAAUAUAUAUAUUUUUAAACUUUUAUUACUAUAUUAGCCAUAACCCAUUAUUCUUAAUUAUUCAGGAGGUAUUAAAUGAACAACGUAAUGUCCUUUCUUUCAAAAUAUAAUGGGAUAUUUGUCUGAGAAAUGCGAGUUAUAGGGAAGGGAUGAUGUAGAAAGUCGGAAGCAAUGUAAAAGGCUUUUUAUUCUAAAAGUAUCGCGAAUUGUAUGGAGAAUACAGACAGACGAAUCGGUACAUUUUGCACUACCUUUAAACACUGUGUAUAAAGAUAAAUCGUCUCUUCUCGACACGUAAGAAAAUAUAACUAGACAAAAUUUUCUAUUGAACGGAAAUGGCCGGAGAAUCUUCGCCGAAGCCAUGAAAUCCAUAAUCAUAUACUGGGCCGUUAGUACACGCGGUCAUGCAUCAUGAACUCUUAAAAGGACUUAUGACAUUUACUCUGAUGACCUAUGUCCUAGCUCGAAAUUAUAAAGGGACACUGCGGAGGUUUGAAAACGAUAGCCUUUAGAUUUCAAAUUCACCAAGCUAUCUAAUGAAACGGAUUCCACAACACUUCUCACCUUUAGUCAAACUUCAAUGCGUGAAAACAUUUAGUUAAGAUAAAGACGUAACACAGAAAUAUUGGAAAAGAUCCCUUGAUAAGCCUCUCAUUUCAAUGAAGAAAUAAAAAUAUAUCGAUAUCGAAUAAUGGGUAACUAUCAUUGUCAGUACCUUAUAAGACUAGAAAUAAUGACUUGUAGCAAUGUUCUGAUGUUGCUCCAUGACUCAGAUAUCACUGCUGGCAUUUUACAUCUUUCUUCAAGUUGUUUCACUUUUUCAUCUCUACAGCUCCUCCGUGCACAGCUGGACUUGACGUUGUAAUCGUUCUCGACAAAUCCCAGAGUGUUAAAUUAGGUAAUCUGGCAAAGGUUAUCACCUUCUUGGGUAAACUGGUUGAAAGCUUCCACCCUGCUCCUGACGCAGAUCACUUCGGCCUUAUUACCUUUAACAAAAAGGCACAACUGUCUUUCACACUUGGCAACUCACAAUAUCACGAUAAGGACGCCCUAUUACAGAAAAUAGCCGAAGAACCAAUGGUCCUACAGUAUCAAACUCGCACCGAUAUGGCUCUCCUUAUGGCGAGGGACGAGAUGUUUACUGAGGCAGGAGGAGACAGACCAGACAAACCAAAUAUCAUGAUUGUACUCACAGAUGGAAAGCCAACUAAUCCAAACGAAGACUUUGACUUCAAGGCAUUUUCUAAAGAGAUAUCGAAAGAUUUCAAGGUGAGUAUAAAAUAGUUACAUCGAGGCUUGAUAGAUGCGAACAUAGGGUUAAGACAAAUAAAAAUGUAAACCUAAUGAGUGGAAUUUUUCAAUUCUUUUGAACUGAAAGCCAGGACAUUGACUUCAAAGCAUUUCUGAAGAAAUGAAUAAAAAUUUCAAGUUAGAUAUGAAGUAGUUAAAAAAAAGUUUUAACAGCGACAGCUGCUGUUUCAACGAGUCAUUUCACUAAGAACUAGAGCCCUAGUUGGGUUCCCUGUGUUGUGUUCGUGGUAAUUUGUUGAGAUGAAUUGGCAUUUUAUCCUGCCCGCUUUAGGUUGCAACAACCUGGAGAAGUUCUAGCAGUAAUGGACCCUUAAAACUAACUUAAUCCUUCUCCAAUCAAAAGUGACUCAUGUGUCAGAGAUUCUCUUCUUACAGGAAAAGAAAGUCAACAUUGUAGCAGUGGGUAUCGGUCCGGGAGUGGAGGAAGCCACUUUGCACGAUAUCGCUGGCGCUGGUCCUGUGGUUCAGGUGGAGGCGUUCGAUAAACUUGAUGAAAUGAUGAAAAAAAUCAAGGCAUCAGCAUGUUCG